Messenger RNA from Impatiens glandulifera, 1814 nucleotides. Its product is annotated as sulfite exporter TauE/SafE family protein 3-like. The record is from RefSeq and is a predicted model, not a curated record. Bases 113 to 1555 code for a protein of 480 amino acids. Lineage: Eukaryota; Viridiplantae; Streptophyta; Magnoliopsida; Ericales; Balsaminaceae. Gene Ontology annotation, cellular component: Cul4A-RING E3 ubiquitin ligase complex; membrane. The transcript is spliced from 10 exons. Gene Ontology annotation, biological process: protein ubiquitination.
AGGCAGUAGCUAAAAAAUAUGAGAGAAUGUGUUCAAAGAGUAAAUUAUAAAAGAGAGGGGAACCAAAUUAUCUAAAGAGAGAUAACAAUAACUGAGUGCUGCAUGGUCUAAAAUGGCUCUAGUUGAGUUGUUCAACAAAAGUAGAGUCAAUUGGAUAUCAGCAGCAUGGAUGAUCAUCUGCUGUCUUCUGUUUGCUGUUAUGAAUGUGGGAAAUGCAGACAGACUGCUCGGAAAGAGAGAUGAAACGGGAGAGGGAUUCACGAAGAAGCUGCUGCAUUUCUUAUGGCAGAGCGGGAAAUCUUCUUACGAACCUGUCUGGCCUGAAAUGGAGUUUGAGUGGAGGCUGGUGUUGGGAUCUGUGGUUGGAUUCUUUGGUGCAGCUCUAGGGAGUGUUGGUGGGGUUGGAGGAGGUGGAAUCUUUGUUCCCAUGCUUACUCUCAUCAUUGGAUUUGAUCCUAAAUCCUCUACUGCCAUUUCCAAAUGUAUGAUAAUGGGUGCAGCAGGAUCUACAGUUUACUACAAUUUGAGACUAAGACACCCAACAUUGGACAUGCCAUUAAUAGACUAUGAUCUAGCUUUACUCUUUCAGCCAAUGCUCAUGCUUGGAAUCAGCAUCGGCGUUGCCUUCAAUAUCAUGUUCGCUGAUUGGAUGGUCACUGUACUUCUUAUCAUCCUCUUCUUAAGUACCUCCACUAGAGCAUUAUUCAGAGGGAUAGAUACCUGGAAGAACGAGACACUCUUGAAGGAAGAAGCAAAGCUGUAUGAAUCACAAGUAAAACCAUCUGCUGCUGCAGAAGAUGGUUCUUCUGAUCAGGGAGGGGAAUACAGACCAUUACUUGUCAGUGUCUCGAAUAACUCAAAAGAAGAAGAGGUUUCACUCCUUAAGAAUAUUCACUGGAAAGAGUUGUCAUUGUUGGUAUAUGUUUGGCUAGGAUUCCUUCUAGUUCAGAUAGUCAAGACAUAUACCGAACCGUGUUCAGUUGCCUAUUGGAUCCUAAACGCCUUGCAGGUGCCUAUAGCUGCAUCUGUGACAAUAUAUGAAGCUGUAAGCUUAUACAAAGGAAGUAAAGUGAUUGCAUCAAAGGGAAAAGAACUGAACACAACAACUUGGAAACCACAUCUACUUUUUCUUUACUGUUGCUGUGGGAUUGUAGCUGGCAUGGUUGGUGGUUUGCUCGGGUUAGGCGGCGGUUUCAUAUUGGGUCCCCUUUUCUUAGAGCUCGGUAUUCCCCCUCAGGUUGCAAGUGCAACAUCAACUUUUGCAAUGGCCUUCUCAUCUUCUAUGUCAGUUGUACAAUAUUACAUGCUCAACCGUUUCCCAAUUCCAUAUGCUGCUUAUUUUGUUCUAGUGGCUACAAUUGCGGCAUUCACAGGUCAACAUGUAGUGAGAAAGAUUAUCCUUCUACUUGGAAGAGCAUCGAUUAUCGUCUUUAUACUAGCUUUAACAAUCUUCAUCAGUGCAAUAUCUUUGGGUGGGGUGGGGAUAGUGAACAUGGUUGAGAAGUUGGCAAAUGAAGAAUACAUGGGUUUUGAGACAAUGUGCUACCAAUCCUAGUUAAGGAUGAGAUCAUGACACACUAUUUCUUGCUUGUUGAUGUAAAGAUUCAUUGUAACCAUGUUUUUGCCUCUUCAAGCUGUCUGGCUGGCUGAAUGACAAACAAAAUAAACUGUCUGAUGUUUUCAUGGUAGAGAUCUGUCAUCUUCUACUCUAGAAAAACAUCAUCUUCAAUUUUUACUACUACUAUUGUAAAUUUAAAGUUGUUCAAUAUCUACUUAAUCUCAAGAUUCAUGUAAUAAUUAAUAUUUUUUUAUCA